AACCUUACCGUCUCAGUCCACCUCUUUCGUCAAUUUGUGAACAACAAUGACGCACGCACCGGUGGAUAUCUGGAAUGGCAACGGCAAUGCCUUGGGAGCUUCGUCUCCCAAAAAGGUCGCCUAUUUCUACGAUUCCGAUAUUGGUAACUUUGCAUACGUAUCGGGCCACCCAAUGAAGCCUCAUCGCAUUCGGUUGGCGCAUUCCUUGAUCAUGAACUAUGGCGUCUACAAGAAAAUGGAGAUUUACCGCGCCAAACCAGCUACGCGACUGGAGAUGACACAAUUCCAUACCGACGAAUACAUCGACUUCCUACAGCGCGUCACACCCGAGAAUAUGGAUAAUUUCGUGCGCGAACAAGGCAAGUACAACGUCGGAGAUGAUUGUCCAGUGUUCGACGGCCUAUUCGAAUUCUGUGGGAUCAGUGCCGGUGGCAGUAUGGAGGGUGCUGCACGUCUCAAUCGCCAGAAGUGUGACAUCGCCGUCAAUUGGGCUGGCGGACUUCAUCACGCGAAGAAAUCAGAAGCAAGUGGUUUCUGUUAUGUGAAUGAUAUUGUCCUUGGCAUAUUGGAGCUUCUAAGAUUCAAUAAGCGUGUGCUCUACAUCGAUAUCGAUGUCCACCACGGUGACGGCGUGGAGGAAGCCUUUUACACCACGGACCGAGUCAUGACCGUUUCCUUCCACAAGUACGGCGAGUAUUUCCCAGGAACAGGCGAACUUAGGGAUAUUGGUAUUGGUCAGGGACGAUACUACGCCACAAAUUUCCCCCUUCGAGAUGGUAUCGACGACGCCUCGUAUAAGUCGAUCUUCGAGCCCGUUAUCUCUAGUGUCAUGGAAUAUUACAACCCGGAAGCAGUUGUUCUUCAGUGCGGUGGUGACAGCCUGUCGGGUGACCGUCUAGGUUGUUUCAACCUGAGUAUGGACGGCCACUCCAACUGUGUGAAGUUCGUCAAGAGCUUCAACCGUCCAACUCUCGUCCUCGGAGGUGGUGGUUAUACCAUGCGCAACGUCGCCCGCACCUGGGCCUUCGAAACUGGCUUACUGGUCGAUGCGCAUAUGGACCGAACGUUACCAUUUAAUGAAUAUUACGAUUACUACGGUCCCGAUUACACCCUUGACGUCCGAUCGUCAAACAUGGAGAACGCGAACAGUCCCGAGUAUCUAGAAAAAAUCAAGAAUCAAUUGAUUGAGAACCUUCGACGUACGGCACACGCCCCGUCUGUGCAAAUGCAAGACGUCCCUCGUCACUCGAUGGGCGCAAUGUCCGACGAGGAAGAAGCCGAACUUGACGAUCUUGAUGAAGACGAGAACAAGGAUGUUCGAAUGACGCAGCGUCAAUGGGAACAGCGCAUAGAACGCGACAAUGAAUAUGAAGAGAGCGAUAAUGAGGAGCUCGACAGAGCCAAUGGAGUUCAUCGCAAUGGCAGCGCUCGACGUACAUUCCUCGACUACCGAAAUUCGGAUGCCGAGGUCGACAGCGGUGUUGCAACCCCAGCCAAUGGUACCGUUGAAAGUGUCAUCAAGUCUAAGGAGACGGAUGAUAUUGUAAUGGAGGAUGUGGAUAAGGCGCCAGAUCCUGAAGCUGAUGCCGCGGUUGCUCCAAAACCAGACGAGAAAGAGGUCAAAGAGGACGUUCGAGCCACGAGCACAUCCGAGCAGGAAGAUGCCCCCAAGGAAGCACAAGGAUCUGCAAAAUCGGACAAAGAUGGUAGUGAGAGCGAGAAGACAGCUGCUGCCGAAGAUGCCAGCUCAGGAGGUAAGGCCGAGCCGGCCGAGGAAUCCGAUGAGGUUAUGCAGGACACGACCGAGAACAAGAAAUCGCCGGUCGCAGAGGUCGAGAAGUCAUCCACAGCUACGUCAGAUGCCAAGAAUCCAUCACCAGAGAAGGUCGAUCAGGAUGGUGAUGUUGAUAUGGAUGGGCCUGCCCCUGCGCCAGAGCCUGCGCAAGAUGAAGUCAAAAGCGAGCAUUCGACAGAGGCCCCCACCAAGCCGGCAGACGCAGCUCCUAAGGAUACAGCAAGUCCUUAGAACGGCAUAACCUCAUGAUACCCACAUGUUUUGCAGUUUUUUGCUUUUAUUGCCCUUGU
Molecule: messenger RNA, 2085 nt
Organism: Annulohypoxylon truncatum
Lineage: Eukaryota; Fungi; Ascomycota; Sordariomycetes; Xylariales; Hypoxylaceae
Exons: 4
Coding region: 47-2026 (659 amino acids)
Molecular function (GO): histone deacetylase activity
Source: RefSeq, a predicted model, not a curated record